GACAUUGAAUGUCACAUCUUUCAUCAUUGUUUACUUAUUUGCUAUUUUAUCUAUUUAUUCGAGUGUUCUUGUAUUUAGUACAUUAUUUGUUAUUUUGAUAUAGGUUUACUGCAAAAUGAGUCGCAACAUGGAUUUGUAUAAAGACUGCGCACAUAUAAAAAGGUCGCGUCCAAAAGAAGUGAUUGAUGAAGCUCUCAACAAGAAAAUAGCAGAAGAUUACAGGACGCUGCCCACUUUCGAGAAGACAUCUUUCGAGAUCAUGCACAUCAAACAUUAUUCUCUCGAGAACAAUGAGCUGUUGAGGUGCCGGUGGAUACAGUACAAGAGGCAUAUUGAAGAGAGGGUCUUUGCGCCAUUUGCUUUUUACGAUAUUCGAGACCUGCACUUCUACAAUGCGGCGAUACGAUUCAUGCCUUCAGUGUCGACGUUUCGCUUAGAACACCGCAUGAAGUUAAAACCAGGCCCUGGAGUAGACCAGAAGGGACAAAUGCCGAUUCCUCAGGAACUCCUCAUGAAGCGAGGAAUAAGUCAGAAGGACCAACCAAAAAAUAAGAUCAACAAAUUAACUGCGAAGAAAGGAAUGGCAGAUUUGAGAAGACGCAAAUAAGGAAUUAAAGUAACACGAAUUAUGGCUAUUUAUUGACGUCAAGUUUAAUUUUCAUUUUAAGUAGUUUUUAUAUUUAUUUAAUUUAGUAAUAAAUAUUUAAUUCAUCGCCCCUAGCUUACGUUUCAGGGUCCGUUUACCUAACAUAAAGAUUUGACAGGUCCAGUUUUUUACAGUUCGAAGCGACGUUUAUACGAAACGCUGUCUCCCGGUAGUAUUUAUGAUCUGUGCCCAGUACAAAAUUUAAGACAACAGGCCUGAGAGAUGAAAUCGUUAAUAUUACUUAUCAGAUUUCUAUGUUUUAUUUAAAUUAUUUAAUGUUUUCCUCCACCUCCACCAACCCGCAUUGGAGCAGCGUGGUGGAGUAUGCUCCAUACCCCCUCCGGUUGAUUGAGGGGAGGCCUGUGCCCAAAUAUGGUCUGUGCAGCAGUGGGACGUAUAUAGGCUGGUUAUGUAUGUUAUGUAUGUAUUUUGAGCCGUAGUAGCUCAGUUGGUAGAACGGUUGCCUCUCACUUUGAGGUUGCAGGUUCGAAUCCAGCACUGGCCUAAAUCAAUGAUUGUCGAAUGUGUUUUCGAAUUCAUGUUUCAUAAUAAAUGAUUAUAUAUCGUGAGGAUAUGUGACCUAACUUGUAUUGGACUGGUUUUCCCUUCGCGGGUUGGAAGGUCAGACAGGCAGUCGCUUCUGUAAAAACCGGACCUGUCAAAUCUUCAGGUUAGGUAAGCGGACCCUGUGAAAAACGAAACAAUGCUAUGGAGAUGAUAAUGAUUUGGAUUGUUUAUUUUAGGUAAAUAUAUACCAAAAUAAGUUAAGGUUUUGUUAAAUUUAACAUUUAUUAAUAAUAUUGAGCGUUAGUACUAUUUUAGUUGAUAGCAACUAAAAAAUUAAAUAAGUAGAUAUAGAUCUACUUAUUUAAUUUUUAAUUUAAUCAUAUUUUGGAAUAAUUUAAUGAAUACGUCUUUAAUGAACAAUUAAUUUAAUUUUAUACUUAAUGUUAAUUGCUAUGUUAUUUUAUUAUACUACUUUAUAUGC
Messenger RNA from Pectinophora gossypiella (pink bollworm), 1634 nucleotides. RefSeq lists its product as uncharacterized. The record is from RefSeq and is a predicted model, not a curated record. NCBI's taxonomy places the organism in Eukaryota, Metazoa, Arthropoda, Insecta, Lepidoptera, Gelechiidae. The transcript has 3 exons. Bases 116 to 607 code for a protein of 163 amino acids.